CAGUUUCGCAAAAAGGCGGCAGCACUUUUGGAAUUGAUCAAAACAACGCGCAAACACAAAUUCUAUUUCACCAUAAAGAUAUCCCUUUAGGCAAAAGAAAAAUGAACGACACCUUUGGCGGAGAAUUUAAUGCUAAUCAAACCACUGAUGGUGCGGCGUCCGAGAAAAAGUCCGAGGGAAUUGCUCCAGUGUUGAUAAAGCAAGUUUUGAAUUCGCCAGAAGGAAACUUUCAAAUGUUCGAAAUGAGUUUUAGUAUGGUUUGUGUUAAGGCCAUUGUGCGAAAUAUAGAUACAUCAUCGACAAAGAUAACGUAUACAUUGGAAGAUAGCACUGGACGCAUUGAAGCUCAUUACUGGUUGGAAGAAGGGGAUACGCUGAAAGCACCCGAUGUAAUGUUAAAUAAUUAUGCCACAGUAUAUGGCAGCGUUCGAUCACAGGGUGGUCAAAAGACAUUGAUGGUCUUUAAAAUGUUGCCUGUAAAUGAUGCAAACGAAGUGGUUACACACAUAUUGGAAGUUCUCAAUGCCCGCUAUAAGUCGGAAGAAUAUGCUACGAAAGGGGGUGGCUGCGACUUUAGCGGUGGUUCCAAAGCAGCCAGUGAUGGCGGCGGCUUUGGAGUACAAGGUAGUAAUGAUUUGGGUUUGGAUGGCAAAAACCUUGUUGUUUUCAAGGCUAUAAAGGAGCACAUGUCAAAUGAUGGCAUUAGCCGUGAUGAAUUAAAACGCAAAUUUACCCAAAUGAGAGAAUCCGAACUGAACGGCAUCCUUGAUUUUAUGAUUUCUGAAGGUCACAUAUAUUCUAGUAUAGAUACAGACCAUUUCCUUAGUACGGAGUAAAAGCAAUGCAUUUACCAUUCCAUGAAGACUUCAAUCGCUGCCCAGUUUUUUUUAUUGAAACGAAAGACUGGGUACAUACUUCGUUCUCAAAAAUUGGCUAAUAUUUACGUUACUUUGUUACUUUUUUACGUAAUCUAUGAAUAAAAAUUACAGUAUUUUAAUAUA
Molecule: messenger RNA, 1001 nt
Organism: Stomoxys calcitrans (stable fly)
Lineage: Eukaryota; Metazoa; Arthropoda; Insecta; Diptera; Muscidae
Gene: RPA2
Product: replication protein A 32 kDa subunit
Exons: 3
Coding region: 102-836 (244 amino acids)
Biological process (GO): DNA replication; double-strand break repair via homologous recombination; nucleotide-excision repair
Cellular component (GO): DNA replication factor A complex; chromosome, telomeric region; nucleus
Molecular function (GO): DNA binding
Source: RefSeq, a predicted model, not a curated record